Cylicostephanus goldi is the source of this 526-nucleotide messenger RNA. NCBI's taxonomy places the organism in Eukaryota, Metazoa, Nematoda, Chromadorea, Rhabditida, Strongylidae. The record is from the annotation of a GenBank genome assembly.
AUUUGUUUUUUUUUGCAAUUUUUGGGCGAAAGCAACAGUCAUAUCUAUCAUUUCAGCACAAGUUCUCGAUAAGAACACCUGGGUGUACGAUGUGACUGGCUUGCUACAACAUUGUGUCGCUGUGCUUCGCCUUUGUCAUCAGCUCACGGAUCAGCUGGCUGCUGUUCCAUUGCAGCAUGCGUCACCACAGCUCAGCCAUAUGUUGUGCCAGGCAACCCUUCGUGUCAUGCCUCGUUUUGACGACUUGCUCAGCGCUGUAGCAAGUCCAGCGGUUGAUAUUCGAGUGCUUGAAGCACGCGCCACAGCAUUAGCCACCGUAUGCUGGGCGUUAUAUCUACCGUUCUCGCUUAUCAGCCAGAAGUAUAGGGAGGCGAUGGGUGAGCCGCUGCAGCAAAUGGACCACCAUUUGGAUGCUCUGCGUCAGGCAGCUGAAAUAGCUGAGAGGGCCAAUCUUGGCAAGAACUCGACUGGUCUCAUUUGGACGCUGUCGCCGAAAAUGUGGCUGCUCAAGAAAAUGCCAAAGUAG